Molecule: messenger RNA, 3369 nt
Organism: Thyridium curvatum
Lineage: Eukaryota; Fungi; Ascomycota; Sordariomycetes; Thyridiales; Thyridiaceae
Exons: 6
Coding region: 1-3369 (1122 amino acids)
Biological process (GO): DNA-templated transcription; positive regulation of transcription by RNA polymerase II
Molecular function (GO): zinc ion binding; sequence-specific DNA binding; DNA-binding transcription factor activity, RNA polymerase II-specific
Source: RefSeq, a predicted model, not a curated record
AUGAUUCCCAGUGCUCUUCAGUACUUGACAAAGCGUCUGGCCGAGAUCGACCCAGACCGUAGAAGCCGCCUGCCAGAGCCGGAACACAUACAAACCCAGAAGGAAAAUCAGAUUUCGGAGACAUCACCCAUCUCUGAGCAUGCCUAUGCCCACGUCCUCCGGGCCAUCAGCGUGUCCAUCCGCAGCUUACACACUACGAACUGCGUGGGCAGCCAUCUGGGGCUUCUACACGAAUCCAAGUUAUUUUACCCAACCGAACGACCGCCUCACAAGCUUCCAGUACAGGGACUUUACUACGAGUAUCUCGGCAGGCGAGCAGGUUAUGGCGAUGACACUCAAUUCGCAGCAAUCAACCCUCUGCGGAUCCCUUUCGAAGUUGCGCGGCACAUCUUUGACAACUACGUGACGACGAUCCUACCGCGAUAUCCUUGUUUCACUAGCAAUGAGCUAUGGUAUCAUUUUGGGCAGGUAUACUCCAAGCAGCAAGUGGACAGCUCCUCGCUCCUGGGUGCCAGCCGAUUUGUUGUGUCCAUGGUCUUGGCAAUCAGCUCACUGACAUCGAGGCGUGAAGACUUCUCCAGAGUCGCCUCAAUGAGCGAGUCGCUUCACCGGGAUGCUAUGCAACACUGGGCUUUCCUAAAACAGUCUAAUAUCAGAUCGCUUCAAGGACUUCUCUUGCUGAUACAACUAGGCUUCUUUUUGCCAUAUAUCGAUAAUGUCUUUUUCUUGAGCGGCGAAGCCGUACGCAUGGCCAUCGGGCUUGGCCUUCAUCAAGAGGCGGAUCCUGUCCAAGGACUUGAUCCACAAAGCAUAAGCGUCCGACGGCAGAUCUUUUGGUUGGUCUACCUGAUUGACAGGACUAUUGCUAUCGCGACAGGAUCGGCCCCCUGUGUCAGUGACGAGCAUAUCACCACAUGCUUGCCAGGCGGCGGCGAAGGAGGAAGCUAUGCCGCCGACACCUCUACAGCCUCUAGGGACGAACGACUCAAUGCAAAUCAUUUCCUGCUACAAAUACAAUUAUGCAGACUCCAGUCUGAGAUAUACGAAAUCAAGUUCUUCGGCCGGGCUAUCCCCGACCAUUUAGACAGCCACGAUAGCUGGGUCCAGCACAUGGACGAGUGUAUCGGUAGCAUGCUUGAUCCUUCAGCCACAUCAGACGGUGUCGUGCCUCAAUGGGUAGAAAUUAUUGCCCAUCACAGUCGAAACUUGCUACAUCGGCCGUUUCCUGGAGAUAUGGCCCCAAGUCACGACUCCUUACUGGCCGCAACCACAAGCGCGAUCAACCUAAUCAACUGCUACCACAGAACCUGCCAAGCUCCGCGGUUCAUCUGGACUUUCGUGGUCGUCAACAAUGCUUUUCAAGCAGCAAUUGUCCUGCUGUACAUCUUUGCAAACUAUGAAUACGUCAUCCGUGGGAAUUCACUAGGAGAUGAGCUUCUUUUAUCUCUUGAGAAACUCAUGAACAUCCUUGAGGUCGGAGCACGAAGGUGGCCUAUCAUUGCCAUCACCAGCAUGUAUAUCAACGAUCUCCGAGAUGUCGUCAUAUCGACCCAGCCAAAUUCGAUUGGCUCAGCCAAUGGUCUGAAGCUCAUUUCUGAGCUCGAGUUACUGCUCUCGCAACGUCGCAUACGCAGUAUCUACCAGGCAAACACGGAGAUACAACAUGCAUUUCCGCCUUUGGGACCUCCAUCGCCUCAGGAAUAUUCUCAACAGCCUUUUUCCGACGAUGUAUGGCACGAGUUCAUGGCAGCUCAGUUUGAGUUCGAGGAGCCGUCCUCUCUUAAUUUUCUCGACUCCUCUUGGCUGACCCAACAGCACCAAACGGCUGUCGCGGCUACUGCAGAGGCUAACAUGCCUUUAGAGUCUACGACGCUUCCCAAAUCUAGCCGUACGGCAUCGCCACAGCUCAUUUGCGGUGCCAACCUCCUGAUUCCAGCUGCGGCAACACCCAUGCGCGACUCAGCAAAAAACCACGAAGAGUCCGAAUCUUCAACGAGGACCACACAUCCAGAUUACAUAUUCUUUGGCACAUCAAGUCAUCUUGCGGCCAUAAAUUCUGUUAUGAUUCGACUGGCAGAAAGCUCCUCUGGGCUGGAAGUCAAGAUUAGACCGAAUUCCGACACCACCCCACCAACAUGCCACGUCAAUCCUCCAGACAUUUCGAUCGCCCUACGUCUAUUUGCGAUAUUCAGCAGAUCAGUCCAUGUGUGGUACCCGGUACUGAGUGACAACUGUUUGCAGGGUUUGCUCUCCUGCUGCUACGUUGAGCCCCUUGACUCUUUCCUGGACCCCAACCAGGAGCUGUUCUAUUUGGUCCUCGCCAUAAGCAGCCAACUAUCGAAGAGGGCCGAGCCCUGCAUUGGCUAUACCCCUGCUGCCUACUUUCACAAGGCUACUUCACUUGCCAAUACUAGCUGUGAACAUUCGUCGGGGUCCAGCACUUUGCAUCUUAUGCAGAGGUCUCUGCUCAUUUGUAUCUACUUGCUCCUGAGUCCGGGUGGAGGGGAUAUCUGGAGGAACCUCGGCUUUGCGAUUCGCCUCUACUUUGACAUGUCCCACGGCCGCUAUGAGAAUAUUGAAGACCUGGACGAGGGCCAACUCACCAUGCUCGCCAGAACCUUGUAUUGUAUUGAGGGGAAUGUGACUGCCGCAUUCGGUCGGCCAACGGUUUUGAUAAUAGGGGAUAGACUGCGUGAUGAUCUUACUCAGCCAGUCUCUAAUACGAUUGAGGAACGUAUAUCUAUUCAGUUCUACCGGAUAUCGACCCUGAAAAUGCAAUUGCAGAGCCUCAUCCUCUCGGAAGCGUCUUUGCAGCACAAUCCAAAAAGAGUGAAGGAAAGAUCCGAGGCUAUUCGAAAAGAUUUGCUCCAGUGGUACCAAUCCUGGAAGACGGACUUCAUGCCCAAUCUCACGAGCGAUCUAUACGACUGGGAAGGGGCGCUUCAAGAUCUUGAGGCAUGGGCUAGUUUGGAAUACAAUGCGGCCAUCCUCUUGCUGUCCAGGCUGUCCUCAGGGAUGGGGGAUGUCUUCAAUGCUGUUCAAGAAGUCGUGUCGUGCAGCAGCGCGCUUGUUAGACAACAUCAACUAUCGUUUUGCACUGUUUACGACCAGGAGUCACCUCGCCAGCUUCCAGUAUUUCCUACCGACUGGACGUUCUCACAUCUCCUGUUUUCUGCUGCGCUUCAUCUAAUUCCUUCCAAGAAACAUGAUGCAGCUGGAUAUAGUACUUGGGACCGAACAGUGCGAUCUUGUUUGGCAACUAUGGCGUUGAUGGAACCCGAUCCUACUAACUUGGCGAUGGGCUUUUCAAAGAUAUUGGAGGACUUGUAUUACUAUGAACCUGACGACGGAAACAUUCAAACUGCAUAG